AUGUUCAAUUUUUUUUUUACUAUGAAGGAUUUUAAAACAUUGUUCUCAUUGAUUAUAGUUAUAUCAUACUAUUUCGAAUAUGGAGAAGGCCAAAGAAUUCUAAGCAUCAAGGAUUUUAUUAUUGAUACUAAUCACACCAUCAUUGAUUAUUCUCAAGCAUUUCAAGAAGCAUGGAAAGGAUUAUGCGAAGAUGAAACACCCAACGGCUCAGCUUUAGUGAUACGAAAGAACGAAACAUAUACUUUACAACCAUCAACUUUUCGAGGUCCAUGCGUAUCUUCUAACAUUCAUAUUCAGAUUGAUGGAAAACUCGAAGGGCCAAGGAAGCCGAUAUAUUGGAAAAACAAAGAAAACAGGAGUUGGUUAGGUUUCAAGGAUGUAGAAGGUCUCGUCAUCAACGGCUCAGGAGUUCUUAAUCCUCAUGGGGAAGCUUGGUGGAAAUCUGUUAGUCUCUCUAAACGACCAACAACAAUUAGUUUUGCGUCAUGCAUGGACAUUGUAUAUAAUGGACUACAUCACAUAAAUAGUCCAAGAAAUCACAUUUCAAUUUAUGGUUGCACCAAUGCAACUUUAUCAAAUCUUGAUAUAAGCGCACCCGAAGACAGUCCAAACACGGAUGGCAUCAACAUUUGUCUUUCACACAGAAUCCAAAUCUUAGACUCCUCUAUUCAAACUGGUGAUGAUUGUGUUGCAAUUACUGGUGGAAGGGGUGGUUCUUCAGAUAUCAACAUUACUGGUGUAGCAUGUGGUCCGGGUCACGGUAUCAGUAUUGGGAGUUUGGGGAAAGAUAAUGAGAGAGAUGACAUAGUCGAAAACGUGAACGUAAGAAGCUGUAGUUUUACAGGAACUCAAAAUGGAGCAAGAAUCAAGACUUGGAAUGGAGGACGAGGGUUGGCCAAAAAUAUUUUGUAUGAAAAUAUUACAUUGAUAGAUGCUGGAUACCCCAUCAUCAUCAAUCAACACUAUUUUGACAACAAAAAAAAACACUAUUUUGACAAGAGUUUCCUCAAGGUAAUUUUCAAACUGUAA
Messenger RNA from Arabidopsis thaliana (thale cress), 1029 nucleotides. Its product is annotated as Pectin lyase-like superfamily protein. Lineage: Eukaryota; Viridiplantae; Streptophyta; Magnoliopsida; Brassicales; Brassicaceae. The coding region runs from base 1 to 1029 and encodes 342 amino acids. The record is from RefSeq and is marked reviewed. Gene Ontology annotation, molecular function: polygalacturonase activity. Gene Ontology annotation, biological process: carbohydrate metabolic process. The transcript is spliced from 7 exons.